UCCGGACCUUAUUGUCACCCGCUCAUUGGCCACCCCCAGCUCCUGUCCGAGUGGAAGCAGAAGUUUCAGGAGUCCCAGACGGAGCUCGAGUCCUCACAGAAGGAGGCCCGUUCGCUCAGCACCGAGCUCUUCAAGCUGAAGAACGCCUACGAGGAGUCGCUGGAGCACCUGGAGACCUUCAAGAGGGAGAACAAGAACCUGCAGGAGGAGAUCUCCGAUCUUACCGAGCAGCUUGGAGCCAGCGGCAAGAGCAUUCAUGAGCUCGAGAAGAUUCGGAAGCAGCUGGAGGCGGAGAAGAUGGAGCUGCAGGCGGCCCUUGAGGAGGCUGAGGCCUCUCUGGAGCACGAGGAAGGCAAGAUCCUCCGGGCCCAGCUGGAGUUCAACCAGAUCAAGGCCGACAUCGAGCGCAAGCUGGCCGAGAAGGACGAGGAGAUGGAGCAGGCCAAGCGGAACCACCUGCGGAUGGUGGACUCGCUCCAGACCUCGCUGGACGCCGAGACCCGCAGCCGCAACGAGGCGCUGAGGGUGAAGAAGAAGAUGGAGGGCGACCUCAACGAGAUGGAGAUCCAGCUGAGUCAUGCCAACCGCAUAGCAGCCGAGGCCCAGAAGCAAGUCAAAACUCUCCAGGGAUACCUCAAGGACACCCAGAUACAACUGGACGACGUCAUCCGAGCCAAUGAGGACCUGAAGGAAAACAUUGCUAUUGUAGAACGGAGGAACAACCUCUUGCAGUCAGAGCUGGAGGAGUUGCGUGCCGUGGUGGAGCAGACGGAAAGAGCGCGGAAACUGGCUGAACAGGAGUUGAUUGAAACCAGCGAAAGGGUCCAGCUCCUCCACUCACAGAACACCAGCCUUAUCAACCAGAAAAAGAAGAUGGAGUCCGACCUCUCCCAACUGCAGACAGAGGUGGAGGAAGCCGUUCAGGAGUGCAGGAACGCUGAAGAGAAGGCCAAGAAAGCCAUCACGGAUGCGGCCAUGAUGGCGGAGGAGCUGAAGAAGGAGCAGGACACCAGCGCCCACCUGGAGCGGAUGAAGAAGAACAUGGAGCAGACCAUCAAGGACCUGCAGAUGCGGCUGGACGAGGCCGAGCAGCUGGCCCUCAAGGGCGGCAAGAAGCAGCUCCAGAAGCUGGAGGCCCGGGUGCGGGAGCUUGAGAACGAGCUGGAGCUGGAGCAGAAGCGCAAUGCGGAGAACGUCAAGGGGAUGCGCAAGUGCGAGCGGCGCAUCAAGGAGCUCACCUACCAG
This is a messenger RNA of Gekko japonicus, 1245 nucleotides long. RefSeq names its product myosin-7-like. The transcript is spliced from 6 exons. The record is from RefSeq and is a predicted model, not a curated record. The annotation marks the transcript as partial. Lineage: Eukaryota; Metazoa; Chordata; Lepidosauria; Squamata; Gekkonidae. Gene Ontology annotation, cellular component: myosin complex.